AGAGUUUUGGGGGAGGAGUCUGGACUUGGAGAACAGUGCAGAACCCAGGGCAGGGGCAGCAGCCUGUCAGGUUUUUCCCACCACCAUGUGUCCUGCGCUUCAAACAGACAUGAAACCAGAGCUCCUAACAGACCCUUAUGAGAGCUUCAUGCAACGUCACCUGAGAUAUUACGGGUAUUUUAAAGAAAAUAAAGCAAAAGAAGACAAUAUUUUAUUGCGUCCAGCACAAAGGAACAGAAUAAAAGAACAAGAGGCUACAGACAGUGAUUCUGACAGACAGUCUUCUCUGGAUGAUCAGAAAAAUCUGAUUUACUCGCUGCUUCUGGAAAGUGCUGUUUUUAAGAGUAGGCAGAUUGUGUUUGAUAAUCAAGAGGGACAGGCCAUCCCCCGUCUCAGUGAACCCAGAGAUUUAUUUUCUACCUCCAAAAAGAAUGGUCUCCUAAAACCUCCGCGCUGGCCUACUGAGUGUGAAGUGAUUCCCGAAAAGAUUAGUCAUGUUGAGUGGGAACCCCCACGUCCAGAGCCAUUUUACAGACACACGGGGAAGGAAGCAAUGCCAUACGUUUCCUUUGAGGGGGAAGGCAAAGUGGUAUAUGAAAUCAGACAAGCUUACAUGGGCUCCUACUUUACUGGAUCUCGUGCUGGGGGACGUCGUUGCGCCACUAAUGCACCAUUAAAUAUGGAUGGGAAAAACAACAAUGAUUUGCAGUUUGAAUCCAGAUUUGAAAGCGGUAAUCUCCAGAAAGUUGUCAACAUAGGAGCACAUGAGUAUGAAUUGACGCUACGCACUGACCUUUAUACCAGCAAGCACACUCAAUGGUUCUACUUCCAAGUAAAGAACACCAGGAGGGGCAUUCCUUAUCGUUUCACCAUCACUAAUCUGAUGAAAAGAAGUAGUCUUUACAAUACAGGACUGAAGCCCUUGAUGUACUCCGAGCAUGAUGCUGCACUACGUGGGGAAGGAUGGAGAAGGGAAGGGGGAGAUAUAAAGUACUAUAGGAGUUCUCGUUCCUCAGAAGGUGCCAGUCUCUACUGUUUAACAUGGACGUUCGAGUUCCCACAUGACAAUGAUACAUGUUACUUUGCUCAUUGCUAUCCGUACACAUAUUCUGAUCUGAAUAGGGAUCUUCAGAGGUGGACUUGUGACCCUGCACGUUCACAAUAUUGUAAGCUCAGGCACUUGUGUAGAAGUCUAGCUGGUAACACUGUCUUCUUGCUGACUAUAACUUCACCCUCUAUAAAUCCUGCAUUGGCAGUCAGUAAGAAAGCUGUGGUGGUGACGGCAAGGGUACAUCCUGGAGAAACUAAUGGCUCAUGGAUGAUGAAAGGUUUUCUGGACUUCAUUCUGAGUGACUCUCCCGAUGCUCAACUACUCAGGGACACAUUUAUCUUUAAAGUCAUCCCCAUGCUGAACCCUGAUGGGGUGAUUGUUGGAAACUACCGCUGCUCUCUGUCUGGGAGGGACCUAAAUAGAAACUAUAAAAGUAUGCUGAAAGAUUCCUUCCCAUGUAUAUGGCACACUAGGGCUAUGGUUAAAAGGCUUCUAGCAGAGAGAGAAAUACUUCUAUACUGCGAUUUUCAUGGGCACAGUCGUAAGAACAAUGUGUUCAUGUAUGGCUGUAACAACAAAGGAGAACCGGAGUCGAAGUUACAUGAGAGAGUCUUCCCUCUGAUGCUGAGCAAAAAUGCCCCUGACAAGUUUGUUUUUAAAGGGUGUAAAUUCAAAGUGCAGAAAAGCAAAGAAGGAACAGGCCGAAUUGUGAUGUGGAGGCAUGGCAUCAGAAACAGCUACACCAUGGAGUCCACAUUCUGUGGCUCUACGCUUGGUGACAGAAAGAACACUCAUUUUACAACCGGAGACCUCGAGUCAAUGGGUCACCACUUUUGUGACACACUGCUGGACUACUGCGAUCCUGACACCACUAAGUUCAAGGUCUGCUUGUCGGAGAUCCAUGCCUUUGUGCGGGAGGAAAUUAAAGAGAAGUUGAAACGUCUUGGACGAGAUGUUGAUUCAGACGUAAACUUGAGUGACAUCUCAUUAUCAGACAUUGAGUCAAGCACCAGUGGAUCCAAUAGUUCUGAAUCUGAUGGACUACCUGCACAUUUACUGCACAUAGCCAAUAAGUUUUGUCAGAAGAAAAAACGAUUGCGGUCACGUAAGGAGAGGAACCACAUGUAUCAGAAACGUAGUUCAAAACACAAGCUUAAGUCACGUGACAAUGCGGACAUUUCUGAGGCACCAAACCAAACCGCCAAAUCCACCAACUCAAAAAAUUCUGGUAAAGUUGAUGUAGAGAAAAAGAAACUAAAGACUAAGUCAAAUGAAAGCUCUUUGUCGCAAUCUGAUGUGGUGCAGACAUCUACAGUGCAAGCGGCAGAAAAAUCCAGUGAGAAACCUAUCCUGUCCUAUGCCCGCAAGCCAGAUUCUGUCUCUGUAAAGACCCAGCUUAUCAAUAGACUCCCAACCUCCUUUGUAGGAGACUUUUCCUCCGUUGACCAUGUCUGUCCCCGUCAUGCUACAGUAAAGUCCCGCGAGCCUGCUGCUGGAAAUCGUUUUCCUCUCAUUAUAACGGUCAUCCAGAGAGCCAGCUUACCCCCGUACUCCAAAGACUCCUCUCCUAUCAAACAGCACCCUCCACCUUUCCAUGCCAUGCUUGAUUUCAGCAAUGACCGAAGCCAUGUGUCUGAUCAUAUUCUGAAACGAGAAAAGUCCUUUACGUCUCGACCUCUCGUACCAGCUGUGGGAACUAAGCCAUAUAGCUUUGCAACAACUGAGAAACAGAAGCACUUAGAAACUUCUACAGUUGAUCUGCAGCUGAGCCUCAGCCCUACAGGCCGGAAGAACAGCCGGGUGCGUCAGGGAUCACUUAUUGCUCUGGUGACUUCAGAUUAUUUGGAUAACCUCCUGUUAAAACCAAAGAAGGAUGCUUCACAGUCUGUACAAUCAUUGCCAAUUUUAAGGAAGUCUGACUCUUUCAGCAUGCAAGCCUCAGAAGACAUAGCAUUUUCCAAGAUGGCGGUGCCCUCCAAGAGCUACGUGCAACCUCUGGACCACACCGCAGUGCAGACAGCAGCUGGGUUGAACAUGAGCAAGAGGACGGAAAGUGGAGACCACCAGAAGCUGGGACACAGUGCAGUUGAAAAGCUGCAGGUAAACAUAAAAAAAGAGGGAGAAAACUCUCUGCAGGGUUCCCUUAAGAAAAAAGGAGGGAGAAGAUCACCAACAGCAAAUCCCACUGUGCGGCAGGACAGAAAUAAAUACAGUGGGCUGGGGGUGAUCGCCCUCUUUUUUAGGGUUGAUUGAUUGAUUGAUUUAUUAAUAUUAGUUAUUACUUGGGAUCAUCUAGUUAACCGACAGCAGCUAGUUGUAAAAUGGAGAAAUAUAAAGUUAUGCAGGUGAUUUCUGGUUGGAAAUUAGUUGUCACACGAUGGAGUCCUGCCCUGGCAGCUAACACCUGUGACUUAAUAGAUGUUAAACUGUCACCCCAGCAUCCCCUAACCUACCACUGCCAUAAAAUUCCAAAGUUUGUAGUUUUGCAAAAGCUAGAGAGUCUCACAUUUUGGAGAUCACAAGUGUAAUUAUGGAUUCACCUGCAGUAGAUUAUGUUGCCUAAAUUUUUGCAUCUGUUUAAAACAUAUUUGUACUUUUAAUAGAGUUUUAAGAACCAGCAUGGUUGUGUUGCAUUAACCAUUUAGAGGUGACAAAGUGAUUUUUUGGCUUUUCCUGCUGUUAUUGAGCCCCUGAGCACUCCCUCCCUGGUGCACAGCUAAUUCUCAUUAUCU
Molecule: messenger RNA, 3783 nt
Organism: Hyla sarda
Lineage: Eukaryota; Metazoa; Chordata; Amphibia; Anura; Hylidae
Gene: AGBL2
Product: AGBL carboxypeptidase 2
Exons: 22
Coding region: 86-3304 (1072 amino acids)
Biological process (GO): proteolysis
Molecular function (GO): metallocarboxypeptidase activity; zinc ion binding
Source: RefSeq, a predicted model, not a curated record